This is a messenger RNA of Wickerhamiella sorbophila, 4107 nucleotides long. RefSeq names its product L-2-aminoadipate reductase. Gene Ontology annotation, biological process: L-lysine biosynthetic process. NCBI's taxonomy places the organism in Eukaryota, Fungi, Ascomycota, Dipodascomycetes, Dipodascales, Trichomonascaceae. The record is from RefSeq and is a predicted model, not a curated record. The coding region runs from base 1 to 4107 and encodes 1368 amino acids. The transcript has a single exon. Gene Ontology annotation, molecular function: L-aminoadipate-semialdehyde dehydrogenase [NAD(P)+] activity; phosphopantetheine binding.
AUGAGUUCUGCUGUAGAUAACUGGGCCAAGAGACUGGAAAGCAGCUUGCUGAAUGUCAUCCCGUCCGACUUCACACUAACAACAGAGGGCAAGGUUGUUUCGUCGAGUUUUGUCACCGAUAUUCCUAGUUCAGUCAAGCAGGCACUGUCUUCUUUGGCCAAGGCAGCUGGUGCUUCGGAGUUCGAUGUUUUUACCGCCUUGUUCUUGUCUCUGGUAUACCGCUAUACUGGCGACGAGGACGUUGUUGUGGGCUCACAGAUCGAAGACGGCACACACAUGAUCUUGCGUGCGCCAGUCACUGGUACUACCACUUUUGCUGAUCUGAUCAAGGCUGUCACCGAGAGCAGGGAAUUCGCAACCACGCACGUGGCGAACCACUCGGAGAUUCAAGAUAAGACUGGUGAGCUUUUCAGAACAUUGGUGUUGCCUCGCAGUUCCAAUGGUUAUCCUGUGCUGAAGGAUCUUGCCCUUAUCGUUGAUGCAAACAAGCUCGAGCUUAGUUUCAAUUCUCUUUUGUACAAGGAACAGAGGAUCAACUUUGUUGCCCAACAGAUCUUCCAACUGGUUGUCAAAGUGGCUUCUAAUCCUUCAGAGCCGUUGGCUAAGAUUUCGCUUAUCACGCCUGAACAAGCUGGUAUUAUUCCAGACCCUACUGCUAACCUUGAUUGGUGCAAUUACAGAGGUGCAAUUCAGGAUAUUUUUGCUAGAAAUGCUGCCAAACACCCCAGCCGUCUUUGCGUAACGGAAACUGCCAACAAACUUGAGCCUGAAUCCAAGACCCGCACGUUCACCUACCAACAGAUCGACGAGGCCUCCAAUGUGGUUGCCCACAGCUUGAUUGCAAGUGGAAUCGUUGUGGAUGACGUUGUUAUGAUUUAUGCUUAUCGUGGCGUAGAUCUUGUUAUCACCAUCAUGGGUGUCUUAAAGGCCGGUGCCACUUUCUCGGUUAUCGACCCUGCAUACCCUCCGGCCCGCCAAAACGUUUAUCUCAGUGUUGCCAAACCUAAAGGAUUGAUUGUUUUGAAAAAGGCAGGUAUUUUGGCGCCUCUGGUGAAGGAGUAUAUCGCCGAUAAGUUGCAGCUCAAGACUCAGAUCACAGGUCUCGAGCUUCAGGACGAUGGAUCUGUCGACAGUGAUGGCGAUGCUUUGAAGUCUUUUGAGCUUAGUAGGACCAAGCAAACAGGAGUCGUAGUUGGCCCAGACUGUCACCCGACUCUUAGCUUCACAUCAGGAUCUGAAGGAGUUCCUAAGGGUGUUCGUGGCCGUCACUUUUCCUUGGCAUACUAUUUCCCCUGGAUGUCAGAAACUUUCCAUCUCAGCGAGAAUGAUAAAUUCACAAUGCUUUCUGGUAUCGCUCACGAUCCUAUUCAACGUGAUAUUUUCACACCACUUUUCUUAGGUGCUCAGCUUCUCGUACCUUGUGCUGACGAUAUUGGUACUCCUGGUCGACUGGCUGAAUGGAUGGCCGAAAACGGUGCUUCUGUCACUCACUUGACCCCUGCUAUGGGUCAGUUGCUGUCUGCUCAGGCGACUGCCGCAAUCCCCUCUCUUCACCAUGCCUUUUUUGUCGGUGAUAUUUUGACCAAGCGUGACUGCAUCAAGCUUCAGGCUUUGGCUCACAACGUCAACAUCAUCAAUAUGUACGGUACAACUGAAACUCAGCGUGCUGUUUCGUACUUUGAGGUGCCUAGCGUCGCCAAAAACGGUGUCUUUUUGCAAACUCAAAAGGAUGUUAUUCCCGCCGGUAAAGGUAUGCUGAAUGUUGAGAUGUUGGUCGUGAACCGAAAUGACCGCACUCAAAUCUGUGGCGUUGGCGAAGUGGGUGAAAUUUAUGUUCGUGCAGGUGGUUUGUCUGAUGGAUAUCUUGAGUUGCCCGACAUGACCGCCCAGAAGUUCUUGAACUCGUGGUUCGUGGAAGAAGGCCAUUGGGAAGAUACUGUCCCCAGCGAUGCUCCUUGGAAAAAAUACUGGAAGGGCCCACGUGAUCGCCUCUACCGCACUGGCGAUUUAGGUCGCUACUUGCCGGAUGGUAACACAGAGUGCUCUGGUCGUGCUGAUGACCAGGUCAAAAUUCGCGGUUUCCGUAUCGAGCUGGGUGAGAUCAACACCCACCUUUCUCGCCACCCAGCUGUUCGUGAAAACGUCACCUUGGUCCGCCGUGAUAAAGACGAGGAACCAAUUUUAGUCGCAUAUAUCGUCCCUGAGACCGACAAAGAUGAUAUGCUGAGUGCUCAUGAGAGUCUUGAUGAAGAGGAUGGUGCUGAUCACGUUGUAAAGGGGCUGGUGCAGUACCGUCGCCUGAUCAAAGACAUCCGCAAUUAUUUGAAGACAAAGUUGCCAUCCUAUGCUAUUCCUAGUAUGAUUGUGCCACUUUCUCAAAUGCCUUUGAACCCUAAUGGCAAGAUUGACAAGCCACGCCUACCAUUCCCCGAUACUGCACAGUUGGAUCUUGUUUCUCGACAUGUCAAGCCUACUGCCGCAGAAACUGACGCCCUCACUGCCACGGAGGUACAGGUGCGUGAUUUGUGGGUCAGCAUUUUGCCUCGGAAACCUCCCCAAGUUGAGCCAACUGACAGUUUCUUCGAUUUGGGCGGUCACUCAAUUCUGGCUACAAAGAUGAUUUUCGAGGCUCGUAGUAAGCUCGGCGUACCAGAAUUACCACUCGGUGCAAUCUUUGCUCACCCUACUGUGGCUGAGUUUGCCAAAGCGGUUGACAGUCUGCGGUCUUCGACAGUCUUGACUGAAACUCCUGGCUCUGUUGCUAAAAGAGGUAAGAAAGAAGUGUCGUAUGGUGAUGAUGCGGACCAGCUCGCGUCAAAGUUGCCCGACUAUGUUACACCGACGCUCCCCUUGUCGCCUCAUCAGAAACUUACUGUGUUCCUUACUGGUGCCACUGGAUUCCUUGGAUCAUUCAUCAUUCGCGAUCUUCUAGAGCGCUCACAAAACGUCCACAUUGUUGCUCAUGUCCGAGCAAAGGAUGCUAAGUCUGGCCUAGCCCGUAUCAAAAACACUGGACUUGCCUACAAUGUUUGGAAAGAUGAGUACGCAUCCAAGAUUGAGGUUGUUAUUGGCAAUCUGGAGCACGAGCACUUUGACCUUCCCGACGAUCAGUGGGCUUCUCUGUGCAAUCGCAUUGACGUUAUCAUCCAUAAUGGUGCACUCGUCCACUGGGUUUACCCUUAUAGCACUUUGCGGGGGCCCAAUGUCGUUGGCACUAUCAACGUGAUGAGUCUAUGUGCAAGUGGCCGUCCCAAAUACUUUUCGUUUGUCUCCUCCACCUCAGCUGUUGAUACCGAUUACUAUGUUGAGCUCAGUGAUCGUCUUGUGGAGCAGGGUCUCCCCGGUAUUCCUGAAUCCGAUAACCUUGAGGGCUCCCGUAACGGACUUGGUUCUGGCUAUGGCCAAUCUAAGUGGGCAGCGGAACAUAUUAUCCGUGUUGCUGGUUCAAAGCAUGGUUUGCGUGGUACUAUUAUUCGCCCUGGUUAUAUUCUUGGAGAUAGCACUACCGGUGUUUCCAAUACCGAUGAUUUCCUUCUCCGCAUGGUCAAGGGAUCUCAACAGCUGGGACAAUACCCCAAUAUUGCAAACUCUGUAAACAUGGUUCCGGUGGAUCAUGUCGCUCGUCUUACCGUUGCUGCCGCUCUUCAUCCUCCUGAGGCCUCUGGUGUUUCUGUGGUGCACGUAACUUCACAUCCCCGAAUCCAGUUUACUGAGUUCUUAGGUUGCCUUGCAAACUACGGUUAUGAUGUUUUACCGGCUGAGUACCUCCCAUGGCGCGUUGCACUCGAAAAGUAUGUUGUUGAGCACGGAGAUAGCGCACUCUUCCCGUUGCUUCACUUCGUAUUAGAUGACUUGCCCCAAAGUACAAAGGCACCUCACCUUGAUGAUUCGAAUGCCGUCAAGUGCUUGAAGAGUGACUUUGAAUGGACUGGCGUUGAUAAAUCAGAAGGCGCUGGUAUUGACGAGAAGCAGCUUGGUGUCUAUUUCUCAUUCCUCGUCGCAUGUGGCUUUAUGGAGCCUCCUUCCAAGUCGGGGCGUCUGCCUGAGCCCCAAAUCACUAAGGAGGCCCUUGCUAACUUCGCCAAUGCUGGCGGUAGAUCACUUUAG